Molecule: messenger RNA, 3321 nt
Organism: Hypomesus transpacificus
Lineage: Eukaryota; Metazoa; Chordata; Actinopteri; Osmeriformes; Osmeridae
Product: GRIP1-associated protein 1-like
Exons: 26
Coding region: 294-2885 (863 amino acids)
Biological process (GO): neurotransmitter receptor transport, endosome to postsynaptic membrane; regulation of recycling endosome localization within postsynapse; regulation of neurotransmitter receptor transport, endosome to postsynaptic membrane
Cellular component (GO): postsynaptic recycling endosome; glutamatergic synapse; extrinsic component of postsynaptic early endosome membrane
Source: RefSeq, a predicted model, not a curated record
GCAACUGUCACUAUGAGGCGUAAAGCCUACAAGCAACGUCCUUGACCCUAAAGACAGACGUAUAUUUUAUGGAUUUCGGCCUUUGUUAUUCAACGCUACAUAUAUACUCAGAAUGCAUAGUGCAGAGAUCCUAGUGGUGGAUUUAUGUAGACGUAGUUAAAGGGAUUGCUGUACAGCAGCUACCAACAUCCAGCUUCUUCGCCCACCCGCCCGUCUCAGCCCAGGAGACCAUACGCCCAGUGUCCUCCCCCGCUGUAGCUAGCUAGUUGUAGCUCCUACAAUUAGGCGUGAAGAUGGCGCAGGCAUUAUCCGAAGAGGAGUUUCACCGAAUGCAGGCUCAGCUGCUGGAACUCAGAACACAGAACUACCAGUUGUCUGACGACCUGCGCAAGAACACUGCAGAGCUGACUGCCGUUCGUCAGAAGACUGUGACCCUGGAGAAAGACUACAUCAAAGCCCAGAAGGCAUUAAAUAAGAGCAAAAAAGCCCAGGAGGUGGAUGCUUUGCUCAGCGAGAAUGAGAUGCUGCAAGGGAAACUGCACAGCCAGGAGGACGACUUCAGACUGCAGAACAGCACCCUGAUGCAGGAGCUGUCCAAGCUGUGUUCCCAGAUCGAACAGCUGGAGCAGGAGAACCAGUGUCUGAAGGAAGGGAAGACUCCUCCCCCUACAGCCCCCAGCCCCGCCUCCACACCUGUAGAUGCAGAGUUGCUCCGCCUGCAAGCUGAAAAUACCGCUCUCCAGAAGAAGAUGGCAGCCCUUCAACAGCACAUGGAGAGGAGGGCUCAGAUCAAUGACACCACAGAGACAGACAGUGGCGACAGCAACGGUGUCCAGUGUCAAUCUGACGUCAGCGGAAAAGGGGAGGAGUCUUCAUCAGGAACCAUCGACAGAGUGGAACAGGCAGAAUCAAAGUGUGUCAAGCUGGAGCAGAGAUUAAACGAGCUAAGCGGAGCGGCGGUGUCAGUGAGGAGCUGUGGUGUAGUAAAGCAGGGUGCUAUUGGCUGGUCUGCUGCGCUGUGUCCAAUAACACAAUGCUUUGGACCAGAGGUGGAGCUGCAGCUGAACACUGAGGUGGAGGAGAAGAGACUGCUGAGGGAGCAGCUAACAGCACUUGAGUCAUCCAAACAAACAGAGAUAACAAAGCUACAGGAAGAGAUAACCAAGCUUUCUGACAAACUGAAGAAGAAGCAGGAGAGCUUCAUGCGUCUGCAGGGGGAAAAGGAGGCCCUGUACAAUGACAGCAGGACUAAGAUCGACGAGCUCCAGCAGAAAAGGGAGGAGGAGAGUAAAUCCAUGAACCUCCGCAUCCACAGGCUUCAGGCCGACCUGGUGGCAGCCAGUCAGACCACUGCUGAACUAAGGGAACAGCUACAAAGUCGUCAGAAGGAGCAUGAGCUGGCUCUGCACUCCCUCAAAGACCAGGUAGCGUGUCAGAGCGCCGUCAGUCAGGAGCAGGUGGAGAGCAUCUUGACGGAGAACGAUGCUCUCCGGACUAACCUGGCUGCUCUAGAACAGAUCCAGACAGUGAAGACCCAGGAGCUGAACCUGCUCAGGGACCAGAAUGCUGCUCUGGCAGCAGAGGUCCUGCAGGGACGGGCCGAGAGAGACGACCUGAACUCACAGCUACAGGAGUCCAGCUUUGCCAACAGCAAACUUCUAGAGCAGCUAACUGAGGAGGGGCAGGACAAAGACAGGCUACAGCGCGAGCUAGAGGACGCCAAAAAGACGGCGGAGAAGCGCAAGGCGAUGCUGGACGAGCUGGCCAUGGAGCUGAACCAGGAGAAGCACCGGCACAAGGAGGAGCUGAGCGACGUGCGGCUGCAGCAGGAGAAGGAGGUGCUGGGGGUGCGUGCACGCUACGAGAAGGAGCUGAGGGGGCUCCACGAGGAGAAGAACCGCACCGAGGAGGAGAUCCGGGGGCAGCUCCGGGAGGAGAAGGCUCGCUGCAGGGAACUGGAGGGCCUCCAGCAGAGUGUGGAGGAGCUGCAGGCCCAGGUCCAGGCCAUGGAGGGAACCAAGGGCUGGUUCGAGCGCAGGCUGAAGGAGGCCGAGGAAAACAUGGAAAAGAACACACUAGAACACCAGGAGAACAUUGAGAAGCUGCAGAAGGAACACGAUGUCCAGCUGGAGGAGAAGGAGGCCAACACCGAGCAGGUGAGGCAGCUGCUGACGGCCGUGGAGAAGGAGCGCGACGAGCACAACCACACCAUCGGGAAGCUGAAACAGGAGGUCAAAGACACUGUGGAUGGCCAGAGGAUCCUGGAGAAGAAGGGUAGUGCAGCACUGAAGGACCUAAAGAGACAGCUCCAGCUGGAGAGGAAGAGAGCUGAUAAACUCCAGGAGCGUCUUCAGGAGAUCCUCACCAACACCAAGACCAGGACAGGUCUGGAGGAGCUGGUGCUGUCAGAGAUCAGUUCUCCCAGUCGGACCCAGCAGACAGGAGACAGCAGCAGUGUGUCGUCCUUCAGCUACAGGGAGAUGAUGAAGGAGGGGGCCGCACCUCAGACCUCCACCAAGUCGAACACAGGCAGCCCCCAGUCCCAGCGGCCUGCAGACCUCUCGGAUGACGAGGUCAGUGAGCUGUUCCAGAGACUGGCCGAGGUUCAGCAGGAGAAGUGGAUGCUGGAGGAGAAGGUGAAGCACCUGGAGGUGAGCUGUUCCUCCAUGGCCGAUGACAUCUGUAAGAAGAGUGCCAUCAUCGAGACAUACGUCAUGGAGAGCAGGAUAGGUAUGGAGCUCUCUCUCUCUUCCUCUCUCUCUCUUUUUGUGUGUCUCUUUUCCCUCUCUCUUCCUGUUUCUUUCACUCUCUAUUUCCUCUCUCUUCCUCUGAUUGCCUAUCAGCAUGGCUGCCUGUUUGUAGGGCACCGUCCUCCAGGUGUUUAGCCCGUGUUGAGCUGUGCUAGAGACCACUGAGUUUGAGCCUACUUUCAUUUGGGACUGUACGCAGAGAAACAUUAAGACCUCUUCUACUUUUCAUCCCUUUAAAGCAGGGCAGAAAAAUAGCAGAGACAUGAAACGAUAUUGCACCGACAGAUGUGAUACACAAAUAAACCCAAACUCGCGUCUGUUGCGUCCAAGCAGACAAUUUAUCUUAUUCUAUUCUUACAUAAGAACAUGUCUCUCUGUCGCGCUUUUACAAACUCUACUGAAACACUCGAGCGGUGCUUUUUAUAGAAGGUCUAUUUCAGUGUGUGGGGCUGGGGAGUUCAGAUGGGCCUGCAACAUAGAAGCUCUGCUUCUGGAACACAGAAGCUCUGCUUCUCUGAAAGCAGACCGGUCUGAACACUUCUGAUGAUGGCGAGGUGUGGUACUGUUAGGG